CUCCAAGGCGACCAAGUUCAAUUGAUUUGGGAUCAAAUUUACUGUGUUGGUCGCGUUAUGAGGGGUCAAGGCGACUUCGAAAGUGCCAGAAUCUGCUUUGAGCAAUGUUUCAAAACCUAUGGUAUCCGGAAGUCCAAAAAGAUCAUUAUUCAGACAGCGCUGGCAGACCUUUAUUGCGAGUUGGACUACAAAUCUCAGGAUGAUCAACGCUAUCACCUGUUUCAAGCCAGGUCAUUGCUCGUGCCUGCCCUCGAAUCGGUUGGAAUCAACCUUCGGGAAGGUCGAAUUCGUGAGGCAAGGAAAUUGUUGGAGGAACUAUUGAUUCUCUAUGGUGGCAUAGACUCUUUCGAUGUCGUCGAUCGACUUGGACACGUUCGUUCAUACAUCGCGUUAGCUCGCACGUACCCUAAUGGCCAAUCCGAGUCUCAUUGGAGGAAUGCUCUGCGUCUCAACGCAGAGUACAACCCAUCUGAGGAAGAAGUUUUUACUUGUGCUAUCAUUUACUUGCAUCUCAGCUGGUUCAGCUACUGCUCGGGGGAGUUGAAUGGAGCACAGAAGAUGUACGCAUGUGCAGAGAAGGUUCUCCACAGAAGAAGGCCUGAGUAUUUAUUGCCCGGAGUUGGGACGUAUGUUUUU
This is a messenger RNA of Colletotrichum godetiae, 636 nucleotides long. RefSeq lists its product as uncharacterized. NCBI's taxonomy places the organism in Eukaryota, Fungi, Ascomycota, Sordariomycetes, Glomerellales, Glomerellaceae. The record is from RefSeq and is a predicted model, not a curated record. The annotation marks the transcript as partial. The transcript is spliced from 2 exons. Gene Ontology annotation, molecular function: protein binding.